CAAGUAAUACAGAUACUCUAUUCUCCAGCUUAAGCUCUUUAGCGUUCGCGAAGAGUUCCAAGGCCUUUCAUAAGUUCGCGCGCAACAUCCGCAUUGACUACAAAAUAGCUAAAAUGUCUUCUGAGAUCCCCACAACCAGCCGGCAAGGUAGCGUGGUGCCCUUCACUCGCAUUGAGGGCUCCGACGCCUGGGUUGCGGCCGACUUCCCGAGCCUUGAGAAGGAAAUGUUUCACCUGACGCCCGAGCACAUCGCCGAGCUUGAUGCAGCCGUGGACAAGGUCAUUGCAAGCGGCAAGCCCCUGCAGGAUGUGUCCCUGGCUGAUGUCCACCUGCCCACGCUGUCGCUGCCGCUGAUUGAUGUGGGUCAGCAGGCUCAGCACGGCCGCGGCUGGUCGCUGCUGCGCGGCGUGCCCGUGCAGCGCUACAGCCGCCAGCAGCAGCUGACGGCCUGGUGGAUCCUGGGGCUGCACUGGGGCCGCGCCGUGCCCCAGAACGCCAAGGGCCACCUGAUCGGACACAUCAAGGACCUGGGUCGCGACCCCGCUGACCCCAACACUCGCCUCUACGCCACCAACGCCGCACAGCCCUGGCACAACGACGGCCCGGCAGACCUCGUUGGCCUGCUGUGCCUGUCUGACGGCGCCGAGGGCGGCGAGAGCGGCUGGUCGUCUUCCAUCUCCGUGCACAACGAGAUCCUGCGGACCGCGCCGCACCUGGCGCGCGUGCUGGCUGACUCGUGGUUCUUUGACCGCAAGGGCGAGGUGCCUGCGGGCAAGAAGCCUUUCUUCGAGAUCCCCGUGUUCAACUACCACAAGGGCUACCUGUCCGUCAACUACAGCGACAACUACUACCACCUCAGCCAGCGCCACGCCGAGGUGCCGCGCCUGGGACCCGACCACCACGCCGCCAUGGAGCUGUUCAACUCGCUGGCGUGCUCGCAGCAGCUGUCGCUGCGCCACAUCCUGCAGCCAGGGGACGUGCAGCUGCUCAGCAACCACACCUGCCUGCACUACCGCGGCGCGUUCAGGGACAGCCCCGAGCACACGCGGCACCUGCUGCGGCUGUGGGUGUCGCCGCCCGACGACCGCCCGCUGCCCGAGGUGUACAGCGAAAUCAUGGGCGGCAGUGUGGUGCCGGGCAAGCGCGGAGGCAUCUUCAUCCAGAACGCAGACCACAACCCCAUCCCGCUGGAGGCUGAGUAAACGCGCGCCUCCAAAUGACGCUAGCAGGAUGUGAUGCUUCGGCGUUGAUGCUUGAUCCGUAACUGUUAAGAACUUGGGGCGUGAGCUUGAUGACCACAUUGGUGUGACUCUUGACAGUAUGUGCGGCGUGUGGCAUAGGCAUAGGCCGGUGUGUUCCGUGGUAUGCGUGGCAGGUAGGACACAACUGACAACUGACAGCAGGCAAUUCAUACAUAAGCACUGUGGACACACGUUGCAAUGACAGGUCGGGCUAAGUGAGCAGCUAGCUACUUAUGGUUUGUACGAUAGCAAGUAGUGUUUUUGUACUUUAGGAACUGCGUAGGCGGUGGGCCAACUGAGUGGCGCUGGGGAGGGGUUAGUUGCAAUGCGCUGAUUUAGUUACUACGGAAACUCCACGCCGCAAAAUAAAGCUGCAGGCCGCCAGUGAGUACAGCAUACAUGCGGCGGUAUAUAUAGUUAGCAAAGAGACAACGGAUACAACGGAUGAUGGGUGCUGUGGCUGAACGCUAUAGCUAUUGACGUGCUUAACGAAACUAGCAGGGCUGAGUGAAGGGCGGCUGACGCCUGCGGCAUUGAAAUGCAUUGCACUGCGGUGCAGUGAGCUUGUAACAGGGCGUGAGCCAUACAUU
Molecule: messenger RNA, 1831 nt
Organism: Chlamydomonas reinhardtii
Lineage: Eukaryota; Viridiplantae; Chlorophyta; Chlorophyceae; Chlamydomonadales; Chlamydomonadaceae
Exons: 5
Coding region: 114-1202 (362 amino acids)
Molecular function (GO): oxidoreductase activity
Source: RefSeq, a predicted model, not a curated record